This is a messenger RNA of Radiomyces spectabilis, 2575 nucleotides long. RefSeq lists its product as uncharacterized. The transcript is spliced from 4 exons. The coding region runs from base 61 to 2508 and encodes 815 amino acids. The record is from RefSeq and is a predicted model, not a curated record. Gene Ontology annotation, cellular component: cytosol; mitochondrial outer membrane; nucleus. NCBI's taxonomy places the organism in Eukaryota, Fungi, Mucoromycota, Mucoromycetes, Mucorales, Radiomycetaceae.
UGAUGGCUGACCAAUAAGGGAGUGCAAACGUCCCACUGUUGCUUUUCAGUGACGGACCACAUGGUGGUUUUAGGACUCAGCAGCAGACGAGCGACAACCCCCUUAACCGUAUUCUUUUCGCUUCUCGCCAUGUUUCGGCAGCAAUUACACACAAUCUCCAAGUUGACAACCUCCACGUUAAAGUAUGCUUCCAAUACCGUCACCUUCUUUUCAUUAUCAGCUGCCGAUGAUCCCACCAUUCCUUCUUCGCAGCUCAUUGAAUUCUGGAUAGCUGAAACACAACGAGGUUUGGAUGCGUUUUUUGACGAUCAAUUUGAUAUUGCUCAAUCCAUUUUUAUGCAACACGCUUCAGAAUCGCCGUUUCAUGCAGUAGGCUGUGCAUUAAUGGCUUACGUGGAGGCCAUGCUUGGGUUUGAAGCCGAAAAGAUCCAGUACGCAUUGGACAGAAUUGCGGCCGCCGAGAGUUUAGCGCGCCAAUUCGCCAAAAAGAGCCGUCAGCGGCAUAAGACCAGCGACACCGAUACCCUUUCUUCGUCCACACAUCAAACGGAUAGUGAUGCUGAAACCGAUCCAGGCACUGUUUCAAUUUCAUUUGGAUCAGAAACCAAGGAAGUAACCGAUAAGAGCCAUAAGAAGCGAUCGCAUCAUCGUUCACCCGGAAGCAUCCACUAUGAUUUGUUGGAAACCAACUGUAUGUUGAUGUCAGCUACCAUUCAAUUUCUUCGCAAUAGCUGGAUCGAAUACAUGAAGGCCGCCUACAAAUUACGAAAAGCGUAUAAAAUGUACGAGCAGAUGUUUGAAGUACUUACGGGCCAUAAAACCAGCGAUUACGCGGCCAGUCUACGAAAAGCGAAACGACGACAAAGCACCACCACGGACGCCGAAGAAGUAUCGCCCAACCCCGCGAGUCCGUCUGAAAACUCGGAUAAAUUCUCCACGUGUGGUCGUUCGUCGUGGACGGACCAUAAACGGUUCAGUAUGUCCAGGCUCGGACAUGGUUCGCGAGCGAGCCAUGACUCAAUUCUGUCAUCCUCGGUACCUUCGUCCCCCGGCAACUAUAUGCGUCAACUUCAUCAACAGACCCUCAAUCAAAAACGACGAUCCAUGACCACCUUGGAACUGAAUGGAUCAAGUCAUGCACGCGAUGAAAGCAUUAUCAUUGAAGAUAAUACGAUCGAAAGCGGGAUAUUCUUUGGGAUCGGCUUAUUUAGUCUCAUAUUUUCACUUUUGCCGCCCAAAGUGAACAAGAUCUUAAACACAUUGGGAUUCCAUUCAUCAAGGCCUUUCGCAUUACAUUUAUUACAAAAAUCGUACACCAGCCAAGGACUGUAUUCCUGUUUAAGCGUGCUCACCCUGCUUGCCUAUUACACUAAUCUCUCUUUAUUCAUCCAUCCCCAACUUUUACCCAGUUCACUCAGUCUCGCCAGCGCACGUGCAAUGUUGGACCAAAUGAAGGCAAGGUUUCCCAGUGGCAAAAUAUGGAAACUAUUGGAGGGAAAAUUAUGCAAGAUGGAGGGAAAUACGCGCAGAGGGGUAGAAAUCUUACGCGAUGCAAGACGUCGUGACGGCAUACGGAGGGAUCUACCCAACGGCAUCGCAUAUACAGGUUCGGAUUAUACUGCAGGCACCGAACCAAGACAUCGAAAAGAAUCCAUGGUCAGCGAAUUGGCUCAAUUGCAAGCACUCGCCGUCUACGAAAUGGGCUGGGGGCAAAUUUUCUUGGGUGAAUAUUUCCAGGCUUCCGAGACAUUUUUCCGACUAGAAAGCAUGAAUAACUGGUCCCGCGCAUUCUACCACUACAUUGCCACUUGUUGCAUGUUUGGCGACGGCGAUUUUGAUGAAGCGGCUGCCGAAUUCUUGCAGAUCCCUCGUAUUCUGGAGCGUAAACGGCAGCUCGGUGGACGAUUGCUGCCCAAUGAAAUAUUUGCCGAACGCAAAAUCGCUUCUUGGAGGCAGAAAUCUCAAAAUAUCCUUGAUGGCAGCACAUUGCAGUCGGCGGUGGUAGUGAAUCCGCUGUGGGAGCUCAUCUAUUUGUGGAACGGUAUACCGCAGCUGGGCACCAGCAUGCUAGACGAUAUGAGGCAACAAUUACUGGAACGGUUAAAAUCAAGUCAAGGACCCUCGGACAAAGCCGAGCUUCAGCUCCUACUGGGAGUGGUGGUUCGUGAACAGGGCGAUUAUACCACAUCAGAGCAAUAUCUCAAGAGCACCAUUCAGAUGGAAGAAAAAAUCGUGCAUGACCGCUGGGUUAUCCCGUACGCAAUGUAUGAACUGGCCGCCUUGCGAUGUUUUCAUCUAAAAGAUACGAACCACCAUGCUUCGAUUGCAAAGGAAGCACGAGACUGGAUAAGACGGUCCGAGCAAUUUUUCCACCAACAUCAACACUCCUCGUCAGCGUUCAGCCACGGAACAGAGACAGUAGAACAUGGAGAUUCUGAUUGGGAAAGCCGGUUACACGUACGCUGUCAGUUAUUGCUGGAAAAGUUGGAUGAUGUUGCCCCAGCUUGAUCCAAUUAUCUUCAAGUCCUCUUAUUUUCAGAAAAUAAAACAUCUAAAAAAAACGGACGGUAUUGCU